Messenger RNA from Sardina pilchardus (European sardine), 822 nucleotides. RefSeq names its product GTPase IMAP family member 7-like. The coding region runs from base 1 to 822 and encodes 273 amino acids. The record is from RefSeq and is a predicted model, not a curated record. Lineage: Eukaryota; Metazoa; Chordata; Actinopteri; Clupeiformes; Clupeidae. Gene Ontology annotation, molecular function: GTP binding. The transcript has a single exon.
AUGGCUGUGCUGCUGGGAUGCCGAGCUGCAGGGAAGAGCUCAAGUGCCAACACCAUCCUGGGCAGACAGGAGUGUGACCUGCGGAGCAGCACAGCUCAGUGUGUGAAGAGACAGGGGGAGGUAGCCGGCAGACAGCUCACUGUGGUGGAGGCUCCAGGAUGGUGGAGCAACGUCAGCCUCAAGAGCACUCCUGAGCCCACCAAGCAGAGGAUCCUACACAGCGUGGGUGUGUGUAGUCCAGGACCUCACGUCCUCUUGAUACACAUACCUGUGCAGGUCACCUUCACCGAGGACAUCAUGAGGAACCUGCAGGAACACCUGGAGCUCCUCGGGGAGGGUGUGUGGAGACACACCGUGGUGCUGUUCACCUACGGGGGCUGGCUAGGGGGCGCUCCCAUUGAGCAGCACAUCGAGAUUGAAGGGUGCCUCAAACAUCUGGUAGAGAAAUGUGGGAACAGAUAUCACGUCAUUGACAACGAAAACAAAGGCGACCAAAGACAGAUCUCCGAGCUGAUGGAGAGGUUGGAGGAAACCAUCACGGAAAAUGAGGGCGGUCAUUACACAAUCGCCAUGGAGACUUUGAUGGCGGCGGAGAUCCGAGCCGCAUCUGUCCUGUCCCAGCUGCAGGAGAUCAGUGAGAAGAUUAGGAACAUGCUGUCGCAGGUGAUGGAGACCAUUCCAGCAGGAAGUGACUCUCCAGCUGACCAACACGUGUUGCAGGAGCUGGACAGAGUGAGGGGUCUACUCCACACAGAGGCUCAAGAGACGGACACGGAACUAAGUAGAGAGACGGGUAUGUUCCGCAAUAGAAUACAGUUCUAA